Molecule: messenger RNA, 282 nt
Organism: Sclerotinia sclerotiorum 1980 UF-70
Lineage: Eukaryota; Fungi; Ascomycota; Leotiomycetes; Helotiales; Sclerotiniaceae
Exons: 2
Coding region: 1-282 (93 amino acids)
Source: RefSeq, a predicted model, not a curated record
AUGCAUUUCCCCGCUCUCCUCGCCGACCAGCGCUUGACUCAACUUCAACACUUCAAUAACUCCCAUGCCCAAUACUCCAGUAACUGCAAAGCUACACACACAUCUCCCACUCAGAUAUCAUGCGUCAUUUUGAUACUUCUGGGUAUGCUGGCAAAGGCUGCUUUUGCUGUUGAGAGCCUGGACUGGAUGGAUUACUGGAAUUUGGUAUUCCCGAAGACGACCAACUACUUAUGUGGUUUUGUGACAGAUUUUGGUUUUGAUGUUAGCGUUGUGGUAGGAUGA